Polychytrium aggregatum is the source of this 1853-nucleotide messenger RNA. RefSeq names its product xylose isomerase-like protein. Gene Ontology annotation, biological process: carbohydrate metabolic process. Lineage: Eukaryota; Fungi; Chytridiomycota; Chytridiomycetes; Polychytriales. The coding region runs from base 149 to 1672 and encodes 507 amino acids. The transcript is spliced from 13 exons. Gene Ontology annotation, molecular function: xylose isomerase activity. The record is from RefSeq and is a predicted model, not a curated record.
CGUUUUUUAUUGGAUUGCCUGUAACAUUUCUCCGUUUGGCUGGCAGCCAAAGUUUUGUUGUGGAUUUGGGCAGCAUGCUCUUGAAUACAUCCAGUCGAUAUCUACGGGUGACAAUCAACCGGCGCACCGAUAUGAUGCUCCACGAAGCAUGGCAUCCCGUGCAGGGACGAUGCAGGGUUGUUGGGCGGAGGUCCGCCGGCAUCAUGUCCGCCGCGCGCUUUCCCCAUCCCCGCCAUUCUUCUCCUCUGCCAUCUUGCAGCUCCUUUCGCUCUCAUCUCAGCUGCUCACUCAGCCCCCAGAACAAACCAUGUCCAGCCAGAGCUACUUUUCCAAGAUUCAAGGGCCCAUCCCCUACAGCGGCCCAUCGUCCAGCGACCCGCUCAGUUUCCAAUGGUACAACAAGGAUGCCAUUGUCCAUGGUCGAAAGAUGAGAGACUGGCUGCGUUUCUCUGUGUGCUUCUGGCACACCUUCCGUGGUAUCGGCGCCGAUCCCUUUGGUGCUGCCACACUCGCCCGGCCCUGGGACACUGUCGAUCUGGCUGGGGCCUCCUUUGCCGAGCUCGCCGCUUCGUGCAAGCGCAGGGUCGAUGCUGCUUUCGAGUUCUUCAGCAAGCUCGGCGUCGAUUACUACACUUUCCACGACCGAGACGUUGCCCCCGAGCUCGACACUAUCGAGCAAACGAAUGCGCUCCUCGACGUCGUUGCCGACUACCUCUUGCAGAAGCAGAGCGAGACCGGAAUCAAGCUCCUCUGGGGCACUGCAAAUCUCUUCAGCAGCCCCAAGUUCAUGAACGGCGCCGCAACCAAUCCAGACGUCGUUGUAUAUGCCCAUGCUGCUGCUCAGGUGAAGAAAGCCAUGGAGGUCACGCAUAAGCUUGGUGGUGAGGGAUACGUCUUCUGGGGCGGGCGCGAAGGCUAUCAGUCCUUGCUCAACACCAAUGUCAAGAAGGAACUGGACCAAAUGGCCUCGUUUUUCCACAUGGCUGUCGCACACAAGCAGAAGAUCGGGGCCAAGUUCCAGUUCUACAUUGAGCCAAAGCCUCGAGAGCCAACUAAGCACCAGUAUGACUACGAUGCCCAGACAGUCAUUGGGUUCCUUUAUCACUAUGGUCUCAUCGAGCACUUCAAGCUUAAUAUUGAGCCCAACCACACUACCCUUGCUGGCCAUCAAUAUGACCACGACAUUGUUCUUGCGGCUGCUUACAACAUGCUUGGUUCUAUUGACUGCAACACAGGCGACGAGCUUCUCGGCUGGGACACGGACCAGUUUCUCACCGACGAGCGCAAGGCCACGCUGGUCUUGAAGGCCGUCAUCGAAAUGGGCGGCUUCAAGACAGGCGGCCUCAACUUUGACUGCAAGGUGCGCCGAGAAUCGACGGAUAUUGAAGACAUGUUCAUUGCGCACAUUGGCUCGAUGGAUACCUUCGCGCGCGGCCUCCUCAACGCUGCCCAGAUCGUCGAAAGCGGCCGCCUGCGUGGGAUGAUCGACCACCGCUACAAGUCGUGGACGGAGCACAGGGAAGGCCAAGCAGUCACCGCUGGCCAGUCGUCUUUUGAGGAGCUGGAGCAACUGGCCAAGAAGCACGGUCAGCCAGAGCUGCGCUCGGGCAAGCAAGAACUGUUCGAGCGAGUCUUUAACGACGAGCUUACCAAGUCCUCUUCGAAGCACUGAGAUGCCGGCCGCAUAUGGGUACAUAUGGACGUGCAGGAUGCGCUGGGUGCGCAUCCAGAUGUAUCGAUGCUCACCGCCAACUACGAGCAGCCAACGAUCGAGAGCCUGAGCCUGAGCCUGAACCUGAACCUGAGCCUGAGCCAGGACCGCACCGCGCCAAUACAGGCGGAUCUAUCCAGUC